AUGGGAAUGCAGAUGAUGAUGUUUGUGACAUUAGUUGUUUUUGUUGUUGUUUGCAUGGGAGUAUCAUGUAGUAGCAAGAUGAUGGUUAAGAUUGGUGAGCUUGAAGCAAUGGAGAUGGAUUCAGAGAUUAACAAAAGGAUGUUAUAUGGGAUUGAGGAGAAGAGGUAUAUUAGUUAUGGAGCUCUUAAGAAUGAAGCAGUGCCAUGCUCAACACCAGGAGCUCCAUAUUACAACUGCCAUGGUGGUGGAUCUAAUCCUGCAAACACUUACUCUAGAGGCUGUGAGAUUAUCACUAGAUGUGCAAGGGAUGCUUCUCCUUAA
This is a messenger RNA of Dioscorea cayenensis subsp. rotundata (Guinea yam), 321 nucleotides long. Its product is annotated as protein RALF-like 22. Bases 1 to 321 code for a protein of 106 amino acids. The transcript has a single exon. NCBI's taxonomy places the organism in Eukaryota, Viridiplantae, Streptophyta, Magnoliopsida, Dioscoreales, Dioscoreaceae. The record is from RefSeq and is a predicted model, not a curated record.